UGCGCUACUGAGCCAUUCCAGGAUGACUUUAGCUGCUGGAGGAUUUUGCAUCUGAUCGCCCAUCACCAUCAGAAGCUGAGAUUUUUUUUUAAUUAUUUUUUGGGUUUCCUUCCCCUCCCUUCCCCCCCUUUCCCUUUUCUUCCCCCACCUCCCCCCUUUUGUGUUUUUCUUUUUGGGGGGGCUGAAGAGCCACUGGUUGUCAUGGAUCUGUGUCUUUGCCCUACAAAGUGCAGUUUCUGGAGGAUUUUCUUAUUAUGGAGCCUUUGGCUGGACUACAUGGGUUCGGUGGUAGCUUGCCCAGCGAAUUGUGUUUGCAACAAGACUGAUAUCUCCUGCUUUAAACCGGACGAAGGCAACAUAUUUCCCCUAUUGGAAGGGCAGGAAUCGGGAGCCAGCAAUGGGAGCAGCAGCCUCAACAUCACUGACAUCUCCAAGAACAUCAUUUCAAUAGAAAUAGAGAACUGGAAAGGAUUACACACAUUGAAUGCGGUGGACAUGGAACUUUACACUGGACUCCAACGGCUAACAAUCAAGGACUCGGGACUCAGGAGUAUACAGCCGAGGGCGUUUUCCAAGAAUCCACAUUUGCACCACAUAAAUCUUUCAGGAAACCGUCUGACAACCUUAUCGUGGCAGCUUUUUCAGAAUCUAGAGCUUACAGAACUGAAAUUAGAAAACAACCGUUUCAACUGCAGCUGUGACAUUCGUUGGAUUCAAAUUGGUCAUUCUAAGAAUGAAGCAAAUUUAGGACGUCAGUCACUUCAGUGUAUGAACAGGGAGGGUCGGUUUAUCCCCCUACAUAGUAUGAAUAUCUCACAUUGUGAUGUCCCCGAGAUCAGCGUCAGUCACAGCAGUUUGGUGGUCCAUGAAGGGGACAAUGCUGUGGUCACCUGUAAUGGGUCUGGGUCACCCUUACCAGAUGUGGAUUGGACUGUUACGAACCUACAUUCAAUUAACACACAUCAGACCAAUGUCAAUUGGACCAAUGUGCAUUCUAUUAACCUGACCCUAGUGAAUGUCUCCGGAGAAGACAACGGCUACGCCUUGACCUGCAUAGCAGAAAAUGUUGUGGGGAUGACCAACGCAACUGUAUUACUCACUGUCAAUUACCCACCACGGAUCCUGAGUUUGAAGGAGCCGGUAUCGCGUCUCGAGCAUUGUAUAGAAUUUGUGGUACGAGGGAAUCCACGUCCAGAACUAACCUGGUAUCAUAACAAAAUGGCUUUGCGGCAGGUGGAUUUCAUACGUACAGAAUACUAUGGGCAGGACAAUGUUCUGGAAGGAUGCCUAUUAUUUAAUAAACCUACACAUUAUUACAAUGGAAAUUAUACCUUGGUUGCUAAAAAUAAGUAUGGAGCUACUAACCAAACUGUUUAUGCACAUUUCCUGGAACAGCCAUAUCCAUCAGAGAAUACUGACUAUUUUGUUUCAGUAGCAGAUUUUGGAAUAAGUCCCACGCCUCCAAUCAGCGUGACUCAUAAACCAGAAGAGGACACUUUUGGCGUUUCAAUAGCAGUUGGCCUAGCAGCGUUUGCAUGUGUCCUUUUAGUGGUUCUGUUCAUAGUCAUCAACAAAUAUGGAAGACGUUCCAAAUUUGGUAUGAAAGGUCCCGUGGCAGUGAUUAGUGGGGAAGAAGAUUCUGCCAGUCCUCUUCAUCAUAUUAACCAUGGAAUAACCACACCAAACUCCCUAGAUGCAGGACCGGACACUGUGGUCAUUGGAAUGACACGGAUUCCUGUUAUUGAAAAUCCUCAAUAUUUCCGCCAGAGCCACAAUUGUCACAAGCCAGAUACGUAUGUUCAAUAUAUAAAGAGAAGAGACAUUGUUCUGAUGAGAGAACUCGGGGAAGGAGCGUUCGGGAAGGUGUUCCUUGCUGAGUGUUAUAACCUCAGUCCAACCAAAGACAAGAUGCUUGUUGCUGUCAAGGCCUUAAAAGACCCGACAUCAGGAGCCCGCAAGGACUUCCAGAGAGAGGCGGAGCUUCUUACGAACCUGCAGCAUGACCACAUCGUUAAGUUCUAUGGAGUAUGUGGUGAUGGAGACCCACUUAUUAUGGUGUUUGAAUAUAUGAAGCAUGGAGAUCUCAACAAGUUCUUGAGAGCCCAUGGACCUGAUGCCAUGAUCCUUGUUGAUGGGCAGCCAAGACAGACUAAAGGAGACAUGGGCCUGUCACAGAUGCUAAAUAUUGCCACACAGAUUGCUUCAGGAAUGGUUUAUCUGGCAUCUCAACAUUUUGUACAUCGAGACCUGGCCACCAGGAACUGCUUAGUGGGAGCAAGCCUGCAAGUUAAAAUUGGAGACUUUGGCAUGUCCAGAGACGUCUACAGUACAGACUACUACAGGGUGGGAGGUCAUACAAUGCUGCCGAUUCGCUGGAUGCCACCUGAAAGCAUUAUGUAUAGAAAAUUUACCACAGAGAGUGAUGUGUGGAGUUUUGGAGUUAUCCUUUGGGAGAUUUUCACAUAUGGAAAACAACCUUGGUUCCAGCUCUCAAACGCAGAGGUUAUUGAGUGCAUCACACAAGGACGUGUUCUGGAGAGACCAAGAGUGGCCCCAAAGGAAGUGUAUGACAUUAUGCUGGGAUGCUGGCAGAGAGAGCCUCAGCUGCGGUUAAACAUCAAAGAAAUUUACAAGAUUCUUCAAGCCCUAGGAAAGGCCUCUCCAAUUUAUUUAGACAUCCUGGGCUAACCAAGGCCAUUUGUGAAAUUGUUCUGACCCUAGUUACCCUUUUCUUCCUUAUUCCUGCCUUUCCAAGAAACAAAAAAUGUCUUCAUAUUAAAAAAA
Messenger RNA from Rana temporaria (common frog), 2784 nucleotides. It is a transcript of the gene NTRK3, whose product is annotated as neurotrophic receptor tyrosine kinase 3. NCBI's taxonomy places the organism in Eukaryota, Metazoa, Chordata, Amphibia, Anura, Ranidae. Gene Ontology annotation, cellular component: plasma membrane; axon; signaling receptor complex. Gene Ontology annotation, biological process: cellular response to nerve growth factor stimulus; positive regulation of kinase activity; cell surface receptor protein tyrosine kinase signaling pathway. The transcript has 17 exons. The record is from RefSeq and is a predicted model, not a curated record. Gene Ontology annotation, molecular function: ATP binding; neurotrophin receptor activity; transmembrane receptor protein tyrosine kinase activity. The coding region runs from base 202 to 2688 and encodes 828 amino acids.